AACUACCCUCGAGGGCGGACAAGAAGGCGUAAGGCUGCAGCUGAGCGCCACUGAGCAUCGACAUGACGCAGCCAACCCACAGAAUGAAUCCCACAAUUCGUUUCAGCCAUAUUGAUGAAGCUGUAUGGCUACGUCGAUCACACAUCUCAGCUGCAAAACCCGUACCUUCAACAAUGGGACUAUUCAGGAGCAGUCCAGUCGAGGCCCGGCCCAAUGAAUACUGUACGCGCUACCCGCACUCCACAGAUUGCAAGAGCUCCAACUCGCCCGAACAUUGUGCCGCCGCAAAGAGUUGUUCAGCAUAUGCAAUUCCAACCGAGUUUGGAACACCUCAUGAUCCCGGAAUCACGGCCAUAUUCUGCUGCUCGUAUUGUAGACCCAAUCGUGGAUCCUAUUACUCGACUCUAUGGCAACGAUGCGCCGUGGAACCUUUACCAGAUGAGAUAUUCUGACGUUAACGAUAGCCAAAAUGCUGUCCAAUAUACACAAAAAGACAUCAGCCAGUACCGCCAAAGACCUUGCUCGGAUAUUGAUAAUGUGUCUGACUCUGGUUACCACACGCAGCCCCCGCGCUCGGUUCUCAGCAACGAGCCUGGUCAUGGUGGACAGGAAUUAUCUCCAGAUCUUAUGAUCCAAGCGAGCAGAAUGAAUGUCAAUGGCGCACCCAACGCGUCGCAAACUAUGGUGCGCACGACUUCAGAUCAAUUAUCUGUAUCACAACACAGUAGUCGAAGUGGCGGCCGCCAGAAAAAAUAUUACUGCCCUGAACUGAACUGUAACACGGAGUCCAAGUGCGCAUCUGAUCACAAGAGGCAUAUGCUGAGGCACGAGAAGAGUUUCAUCUGCACUGAGUUCGAGUGCAAGAGGGCUGGCAAAGGUUUCUCGACCAUCAACGACCUCGACCGCCACAAGAAAAGUGUACAUAAGAUUGGCGUCGAAAAAUCAAAGUCAUACCAAUGUGCAGCCACAGGUUGCACUCACCGAACCAAAAUAUGGCCGCGUCUCGAUAACUUCAAACAGCAUCUUGAACGGAUGCAUAGAAAGGAAAAUAUUUUGGAACUCAUUAAAAGUUCGGAAUAUCAACCGCAGGAGCCGGCCUCGAUACAACAGCCGUUCUCUGUCGAUCCAGCGCUGCUUGCAGGUAUGGGCGAUCCGAACGACAGCCUAUCCCCAAUGGGCGGUCAGGCUUUCUCCUACCAUUCAUCGGUAUCAUUUCCAACAGGAUCUUUCUCGAGUAGUUCUCAGAUCUCUCCAAUCGUAGCUUCGGUGGAUACGUCCUUCUCACAACGGAAAGUGCCUUCCUCCACUCUCGGCAAUAGCACGUCGCCUGCGGAUAAUCGCCGCUUAACAUCGUCAGAUCACACAUCAACCGCUUCGCAGAAACGUCGAAGACUGUCCAAGAGUCCGCCCACAAAAACAACCUCUGCCUCACAAGUCAUGCCUUGUUCUACAGAUAAUCAAAUCACGGGACUGGUACCUACAUUGUCGAAUGGGCCCCAGACCAAGGUUGAGCAACAGCGUCAGGUCCUUGAUAAGUUAAAGGCCAACAUCAACAUCGAAGACAUCUUGACGCACGUUCUUGGAACCCAGCAACAACAAGACAACAGCCAGCGCAAUGCGUCGUCCAUUCUCUCUGCUGAUGAAAGGGCGCUUGCCUCGCAAGCAAUAGCAGAUCUUUUAGCGGAGGGCCGCAAGUCUAGGCGUUCCCAGCAACGUCGUUCAACCCUUGGAUCUAAUUCGAGUCUGCAGUCCUGUGGUGUCAAUGGUUGCAAGUUCUCCGGUCGCCCAUGCGACUUGAAGAAGCACAUGAAGAGACAUCAGAGACCCUACGGAUGCACGUACCCCAAGUGUCACAAACGAUUUGGAGCAAAGUCAGACUGGAAACGUCAUGAGAACUCGCAGCACUUCCAGCUGGAAGCCUUCCGCUGCGAUGUUCUUGUGAAUGCGGGUAAGAAGUGCGGGAAUCACUCUCACCGCUCAAAACAAUUCCAAGAACACCUGGCAAAGGAGCACAACGUCACUUCAGACUCGCAGCUCGAGACAAGCAUGAAGCGCUGCAGAAUAGGCAAGAAUUGCCAGGGCCAGUAUUGGUGCGGCUUUUGCUGCGAGAUUAUGAUUCUCAAAAGCAAGCGUAACGAGGCCUGGGACGAACGAUUCAACCACAUUGCGCACCACUUCGAGCAGGAGAAGAGGUCAAUCGAUGAUUGGCUCUGUGUGGAGCAGGACAAGACGAAGAAGCUGCUGCGAGAGGAGGAGGCGACCCGCUAUGCAUUCACAGACGAGGCGGACGCAGGUGCAGAUACUGGUACGAAUGACAGCGACAACGAGCUGUCUCCAAACCCCGAGGACUGGUCAUUGGUGAGCGCCGAAACGUACCAGACGCCAGCACAGCAUGGCUCCAACGACCGAAAUGCCCCAGCAGCGGAGCGAACUCCAACCAUUCUGUGGAAUUGCUGUCAAUGUCAAGGCGGCCCAGUCACCCACUCGGUCCAACCUAGCUGUCCGGAAUGCCCGCAUCGCUUUUGCGACAGCUGUAGUCGUUUCUAUGCUGAUGACAGCGAGUUGGAUUAUACCCGUCAUUGAUUGACGUCCUGAUGUUCAGUUACGUACCGCAUUUCAGAUAUAUGUUGUUUUGCAGUAACUAAACUUCUAUCAGCGAAGGUACAGCCGUUUUUUCAAGGAGAUCUGCUUAGC
Messenger RNA from Boeremia exigua, 2694 nucleotides. RefSeq lists its product as uncharacterized. The coding region runs from base 115 to 2583 and encodes 822 amino acids. The record is from RefSeq and is a predicted model, not a curated record. Gene Ontology annotation, cellular component: nucleus. Lineage: Eukaryota; Fungi; Ascomycota; Dothideomycetes; Pleosporales; Didymellaceae. Gene Ontology annotation, biological process: regulation of transcription by RNA polymerase II. The transcript has 6 exons.